Molecule: messenger RNA, 8567 nt
Organism: Cricetulus griseus (Chinese hamster)
Lineage: Eukaryota; Metazoa; Chordata; Mammalia; Rodentia; Cricetidae
Source: RefSeq, a predicted model, not a curated record
AUUUGGACUUCUAGAGCCAGCUUUGUCUUUAUCUAUGGGCCUGCUCACCUGAUGCUCCGGGGGUCUCCAUCGCCGCCCACCCACUAUUGCUUCUCAACCGCUGAAGCUCAGCCCCAUCUGCAGCCCUCAGCUCGGUCCCAGCUAGAACCUCCAAGACUACUGUGUCUGUUUGGAAGUUCUCUCCGACAGUCGUCCUUGCCCAAAGGCCCUAGAACCUAGGAGGCGUCCUCCCACCCUCCCUGACCCCACGGCCUCUCUAAUUCCUUGCAAUUCGAGCUUUUGCCCAGACCGCAGCUUGAGGCAGAUCUGCCCAGUCUUCACUUCUCAGAUUCCUAAAGGCUUAGAUCGAUGUCACAUGUAGACCCGACACAGGUGGCACCUGAGGAUAGAAAGGGGGAACUCUUUCCCAGGCUAGUGGCUUCCCUGUGCGCCGGUAACCAGCAGCCCUCCUUCCUGUUCCUGCAGAAAUCCUCUGUUGAUUUUUGCGGACAUGCGUCCAACCCGUGCUCGCCCAGAGCAGGAAAGCUUUGUGGAGCGCUCAUUUUUUCCUGACGCAGCAAAGCGGGACACUGAAGAAUGGGUGGAGGGAUGGGAGGUGAGCGCAGCCUGGCGAGGAAACUGAAGAAAGCAAGGCGUUGGUACCAAUUCAACAUUCAAGAGUUCUUGACCUGGCCUCAGUCAGUGUCCUCCAGUCCCGCCCCGCCCCCUUCUUGCCUCCUUCCCUCUCCCUACUCCUGGCCUCAAGUACCCCCAAGUAUAGUCCCGCCCCGAGCUCCAGCGUCCUCAGUCUGGGUCCGUCUCUAGGCAACCGCAACGGGUACAGCAGCGAAGCAGCGAAGCAGCUGUCUGGCUGUAGGCCUUAGGCGCCAUGGACCUGGUCAUCACGCAGGAGCUGACCCGUGCCCAGAACCAAGAAGAUGCAGCUGCCCUGCGACGAGCUUAUGAGCUGAUCAAGUCAGCAAACCUGGGAAAGUCGGAGUUCGACCCCUCAGAGAGCUUCAGCCCGGACCUCUUCGUGGUGUGUGCAGAGCAGGCACUCAAGAUGGGGGAGUCCGAGAUGAGUGAGGACUGCAUCCAGAUGUACUUCAAAGUGAAGGCGCCAGUCACUCAGUUUCUGGGUCGAGCGCACCUGUGCAGGGCUCAGCUUUGUGGCCCACAGUCAGAGGAAAACCUGGAGGAAUUUGAAAACUGUGUGACUCAGUACAUGAAGGCCGUAAACUUCGCAAAAGGAGAACCGAGGUAUUACUUCUUGGUGUUCAAUGCUUCUGUUCUCUACUGGCACAUGGUGCGGCCAUUACUCAAGCCUGGAUACCAUCAGUAUGUGAUCCCCAGCCUCUCUCAAAUCAUCACCGUGUUAAACCAGACAGAAGAGGACAAGGAGUGGCAGGCAGAGCUGAUGAUGGAACUUCUUGAAUGCUACCUGCAAGCCGGAAGACAGGAGGAGGCUGCCAAAUUCUGCUUGACAGCUGCACCCUUCAUCAAAGCCCAUGUGCCCCACAAGUAUCGGAAUAUAUUCUCAGUCAUGGUUCGUCAUGAGCUGAUGGAUGAUAAUCAGUUAAAGGAAGAGAAGAAGCAUUCUGCCAGUCUCUCCAUCACUUACAGCAUCAAUUCGCUAAAAGCGAAAUUGGAUAAAAAUGAUUUGCCAGAAGACAUCGACCAAAUUCUGAUGAAUGCCUUUAAACAUUUAAGUCAUUUUAAUCACCAACGCUUCCCUUCUGUCAAAGAAGAAAAAAUGCUUCUGCUUUUUGAAUUGGGCCGCCUGUCUUUGAUCUUGAAAAAUGAGUCAAUGGCCUCCGACUGCCUCUCAGAGCUGAAGAAACUUGAAACCAAAGAUCUUGCCAAGCUGCUAGAAAUCGAAGGUCUGGAGUGUGAAUUAGAAGCUUUGAGACUGGAGAGUAAAAUUAAUAUGUACCUUCGAGGAGCCGUUGAGAGCCAGCUGAACAUCAUAGAGAGACUGGACAUCAUACUGCAGCGGGCCAUCCGUUUGGGUGACCCCACGGCCAUCCAUGUGCUGUGUACCACACAGUGGAACACCUGCCUGCCCCUGCUGCAGCGCAACCUGAGGCACUACCUCCGGAAGCCACUGACCACCAUCGCUGAGAUUCUGGAAAAAGUUGAUAGUCUCAUGACCCUGAUGCGCUGCCAAGUCCACAUGGAGAUGGCAUGCAUUGAGCAGGAUGAGGACCGGCUGGAGCCUGCCAUUGAGCACUUGAAGAAGGCCAUGCGCCUGGACAGCCAAGGCAUCUACCAGGACAAGUUAAGCAUGGUUUACAACCGGCUGCAGUUGUGUACUAUGCUGUACCAGUCCCCUGAUCGUCCUGAGGACAAGGCCACCAUGGCCAUUGAACAGGCAAAGAAAGCCACCCUGAAAGACAGUGCCCGGAAGAAGCGUGCACUCCUGGUGAACGCGGGUCUGGCCCUCGCCCCUGACACCUUCCAGAUCGUGCUGGACAGCGAGAAUGAGGCCAAAGUUUCCACUGGGAAAACCAGGGGCCGUUUCACCUACCUCUGUGCAAAAGCUCGACAUUACAUUCUCAGCGUGGACAAAGCUGCUGGGCACCUGCGGCGUCUGGGAAAUGAGAAUGACAAAGAGAGAAUUAUGAUUUGGUCCGAGCUGGCCAAGGUUGCCUGGAAUCAAGACGUGUGUGAUGUCUGUCGCACGGCAACCCGCUUCGGCCUUCUGUAUGACAAUCUCAAGUCAAAGAAGACCACAAAGCUAAAACGAGUGAAGAAGAAGAAAGGUACCGAGGGCACCGUGCAUGACGUGGGGCCAUCUGAGAUGGCCCUACAGAAGCAUAUGUCCCCUGACCUGCUGAGGAAGAUCGCAGAGAUGUCAUUCCUCAGUGCUGAGGCCACUGUCCAUUUGCUGCACUUGGAAGGUGUGGAGCUGAACAGCCAGGCCAUCCCCCCUGAGGACUUGAGCCAACACCCAGCUGGCUAUGUGCCUGAGCCACCAGAUAUCAAUCCAGAGUGGAUCACAUACAGAACCUGGAUAGAAAGCCUGUCACAGUAUGCAAUGGGCAACUGGCUGCGUGCUGCAGAGAUUGGGCAGGACUUAGGGGAAUCCUGGGUUGUGCAGAAUGCUGUGGUCUGUGUUCUGAACCACAACCGUCACCUCAUCUUGUCUGGGAGGCAGAAAGAGCUGGUGGAUUACCUAUUUCACUUCCUGACCAUCCUCAAGGCCACUGGCUACAAAGGGGACCCUGUCAUGCUGGUCAUGCUCUGUGAUGCCCUGGCUCGGGGCCUGAUCAUCAGCUGGAUUCCCACCCAGACACCCGAAAAGUCAAAAAGGAAUGUGCGCCCCAACUUGGUUCAUAUUCCCAUGGAGUCCUCUGCCUCAUCGGAUAUCAGAGCGGCCGUGGAGGUCUGUGAGUUCGCACUGAGCCUCACCAAUGGGAAUGUGCCAGAGGACAUGGUCCACACCAGUGUGCGACAACGUCUUAUUGCCACCUGGGUAAAGGCCAAGCAGCUAUUGCAGCAUCAGAUUGGGCAUCGACUGGGCACUGAUGAACAGAGUACCAAUGAGGGCAUCAACUCUAAAACCAGAGUCCUUGUUGCCGUUGAGAUGUACUCAUGCAAUGGAUUGGGUCUCAUGGACUUCACUGUUCCCCCCCUAGCCCAGGUGGUGAGAAUGGCCUCUGAGUGCAACUGGUCAGAACCCCUGGUAGAGCUGCAGAUCCUGUCGCGCCUUGCCUACUUCGCCUAUGUGGCCCACGACCAUGAGAUCACUAUGGCAUGUUCGCAGAAUGCCACACAGAUGGGCCUCAAGAACCUGCGGUCAUUUGACGAGAUCGAUGCCAAGCUAGCAGCAGAAAUUCUGUGUACUGUGGCCAGCAUCCAGGGCCGGAGCAUCAUGGAGAACAUGAAGGGUAGGAAGCAGCUACGGCUAGCAGCAGCCAAGGUCUUUGUAGAGAGUGCCAGGUUCGGGGGCCUGGCAGGCAACAGUACUCUGGUGAUGAUGGCCGCCCGGCAUUUCUGGAACACAUGGCUCCCACUUCUGUCCUCACCAGUCAACAGGAAGAAGGCAAAGGGAUCCCUCCAGCGAAUCAUCGGCAUCAUCAACAAGACAGAGGCCAAGAAGCAGGAUACAGAGAAAACACUGCUUCUGCACCAGUGGCCAACAGCUGACUUCCAGGGUGGAGGGACAGCACCCGAAGGCCAAUUCCUUCCAGGGUCUGAGGAUGACCUCACACUCCGUGCUGCACUCUAUAGCGUGCUCUUCUACACCCAUGCUGACCAGAAAGACUGGGAGGCGGGCCUUAAGGUGCUGGAUGAGGCUGUGCAAGUGCUGCCAAGGACAGCCCACCGCCUCUUGAUUUUCAAACAUAUGGUCAUUGUGAAGGCCAAACUUGGCCAGAACUUUACCAUGGAAAUUCAGAAGUUCAAGGAUGAGAGCGAAGACUAUUUGGCCCACAUGUGGUACCGUCUGGCCCAGAACUCGAGGAGCGUCUCUGGAGAGCUCACCUGUUUUCAGAAUGCUAUCCAGGCACUGCAGAAGCCAGAGAGCAACUGGCAGAAGGUCGAUUACAUCAUUGAGUUCAGUCAGUGGAUGUAUUACAACCAGUUCCCUAUGGAAGAGGUGAUUUUUCACCUCGAUUGGGCAAUCGAAAUCCUGCUAUCCAUGAAACCCACUGAAGACUCCCCUGAGCCAGAGCCCAAUAAGGAAGGGCAGGCCUCCUCUCCCCAGUCUCUCACAGGGAGUGCAAUGUCCUUGGAUCUGGAGACAAUCUCCUUGGACCAGUUUCGAAGUGUGAGGCAGUUGGAGGCCCUGGCCCGGGUGCAUAUCCUUCGGGCCUUGAUGGUGUCCCGAAGCUCCUCUUCCUAUGAAGAUGACUGCUUCAUGGCCUACAGCUUCCUCAGGCACAUCUGGCAGAUUUCAACCCCAGCUUCCAACAAGCCAUCUGAUGACAUCCCCACCAGCAUGGAAGAGUGGGCCUCCUACUCCUGCCCUGAGGAUCUGUUGUCUGUGUUCAAGCAAGACAGGAGUGACUCCACGGUUAACGCAUCAAGUUUCCAGAAGCCGACAUACACCUUGUACUACAUAGACCAUUUGGUCAAAGCCCUGCAAACGAUGUACCUUCAUGAGCUCAGCAUCCCCAUCCUGCAGCUGGCCGUGCUCAUUGCAGAUGUUGUGGUGGAGAGCAAGAGCCUUGCAGACCUCUACCACCUGCGACUUUUACAGGUGUGUUCUGACCUGAGAUUGCACUAUGCAGCAACUUAUCACGAGGAGGUGGUUGGACAGACAUACAUUGGGGACAUGGAGCAGGCCAGCUGCAGAAAAGAGAUUGCAUUUAAAAAGAAGAAGAGCAAGGAACCUGCGAUUGUCGAGAGCCAGACAGCUGUGCAUGAGCCGCUGGCUCCAUCCCGCCCUGCAGAGAUGAAGCCACAGAUAGCUGAAGACCAGAUUUUGAAGAUAAAUGGAGAGACUGGCAAAGGCCUGGAUGAGACAUCCUACCCCCAGCUGUGGAUGCUCAAAGGAGAGGUCCUACUGGAAUUGGAGCAGCACCAACCAGCCCGGCUGCUCUUAUCAGAGGCCCAACAGACUUUCCAGGAGCUAGGCUAUGUCUGUUUAGAAGCACAGAGCUUGUUGCUUCUAGCACAGCUGGCCAACAAGGAAAAGAACCACGGACAAGCUAUGCUCAUGAUUGAGAGAGCCCAGCAGCUAGGGGGAGCUGAGGAAUUCUGGUACAACUCAACCCUGGCUCUGGCUGAGGCCAUCUUAUCCUCUGAAGAUGAUGACAAAGAAGUCACAGUUGGCAUACUGUUUCAGAAACUCAUAGAUACUUUCAAGGACCUCCAGAAAGAAAGGCCAAACCGAAAAUCCCUGCUGGAAUUCCUCAUCAUGGACCUGGAGGCCAGGUGUGUGACACUUCAAGUCCAACUUUCAUUCAGCUUGGUUGACAAAGCCCUUCUUGAGUGCCCAUUUGUGCUGGCGGAUCUAGAAAAUCACCUGGUGGAAGUAGAAGAAAAAUUCAUACAGAGUGGCUACAAGAGGAAAUUUGUCGACUUAAAACUAGAGCACGCGCAGAUAAAGAAGUUAUGUGCUCAAAAGGAGAAAGAUGAGGAACAAAAAAUUGCCUAUUGCCUGGAUGUGUAUAACUUGUCCAACGGAGCUAUAGCUGAGGAAGAAGAGCUAUUUCACAGAAUCCAGGGGCUACUAUCCCUUCAUGAUUUACAGAACAUCAACUCACCACUGAUGAGAAGGCUGGCCCGCCUCAAACUCCGCCUGGCAGAAACAUGCCUGGACAUGCAGCAGCUAGUCUUCAAGGAGGCCAUGGAGUUGCAGCUGGAGCAGGGCUCCUUGGAGAAGCUACUUGCAGACUUCCUUCAGAAUAUCAACGACUACUCAUCCAUUGGCUUGCAAUGGUACAUGCUGAAGAGAACCCUGCCUCACAUGGUGCUGACACAGCUGGAGAGUCUGCAGCCGCUGUGUGUGGGCUGCAUGGACAUCCGUGCCCAGCUUCUAGUGCUGGCUGGGAAGGCCCUCCAUCUACUUUCCGUGCAGACAGACCCUGUGUACCCUUCCUUCUGCUGGGAGGAAGACCUCUUGGUAGGUGCUAAACAGAACAGCCAGAGGUCGAUGGAGGUGGAGACGGACACAGAUGACAAAGGUGCAGAUUCCUCCACCAGGGACUCGACAACCUUGAAGGAAACCUCCAGAGAGCAAAACCGGAAGGCUGAGAGUCUGAAGAAGAGGUUGGUGCUGGCCCAGAGGUUCCUGGCUCAGACAUCAGAGGUACUGCUGCAGUGUUUGCAGGCUUCCCUGAGCAGCAACCUUCUGGACAUCGCAGCCAUGGCCAGCUUAGAGAUGGUGGAGUGCAUCGGCAGCCUGGAUCCCAUAACCACCUGCCAGUUCCUGUCACUGUCUCAGAGCUGUUCGACCUCACAGAUGAUGCGGAAUGUUUUGCUCACUGCCACGAACAACACCAGCAGCUCACAGCUGGCAGCCCUGCUGCAGCUCCAUCAGCGGAUGAGGAAGCAGGACAAGACCUCCACCAACCUGUUUGCCAGUGUGGAGCACAGGCUGGCCGCCACUUCCAGGGCAUGGCAGGGCCUCUGUGUCACAGAUCAGCAUUUCACCUUCCUGAAUGAGAUUCCACCCAUGUUCCGGAUCGUCUUUCUUCAGCACUCACGAGACAGGUCCUAUCUGUAUGGUGCUGCCUUUGAGAGACCAAAGUCCAUGCCUGCACCCAAGGGGAAAACGGUAGCAGUGGGCGGUCACUGCAAGGUAAUGCGGGUGACUGUGAGUCCAACUGCCUACUCAGACUUGUUGACCAGAGUCCAGUGGUUCCGGAAGCAGACACAGAUCCAGCAAGACCUGAGCAGGGAGAGGCUCAACGGCAUCCUGGAGAAUAUGGAGGACUAUAUGAAGCCCAUUGCUCCCCUGUUCACCUUCCCAGAUUUCAGGACACAGAUGUCAACGGGUGUAGCUGAUGCAGGGAAACACAAAGGCAAAGAGAAGGAAAGGAAAGUGUCUCUCUCUUCAGGGCAGCUUGACUCUGAGUACAUGAUCCUGAUCGUAGACAAGCUCCUACUAGAAUUGCCCCUUGAGGGGCUCUCUAUGCUCGAUGAGUUCACCUCCCUGUCAAGAGAAUUUUCUCUCCAGAUGCUGUGGAAUCGUCUCCAUAAGGAGGAGCUAGAAGGUAGUGUGAAGAAAGAGACCAAAAUCAAGGAAUUCAAGAAGAAAAAUCCAGCAAAGAAAGGCUUGAAGAACGCCAUGAUCCGGGUCAUCCCACCCGAAUGCACCCUAAUCGACUCUGACACUAUCAAGUUUGUUGUGGACCCUUAUGAGGAGGCUGAGGUCAAAGAGGUACUGAGUCCUGUUUCCGUAACCCAGGAAAUCUUGGAGAAGUUCCGAGAAUCAUACACUGCACGUUGGACGGGGCAUCUGGGAAGCUACCACAUUCUAAGCCAGACCGACUGGGAGCAAGUACUGGACAGCUGCAGAGCCUUUUUCUUCUAUGGGAUGGAGGGCUUCCUGUCCCACCUGGUAGUGGAAAGACUGGUAGCCAUGGAUCUGCAAGAAUGCCAGAUGAUGAUCCUGCUGGACUUGACAAGGUCCUCCGAGAGCCGGAAGCGGAAGGAAGAGUCCUCAGAGAGCAAGAGUAAAUCACAACGGUCCUUGGAGAAGCCUAUCGAGACUGCCAUCCUUCUGAGCCUGGUGGGGGUUGAGAGCAUCGUGGCUAACCAGUGGCCCACGCUUCUGCAGGACAACGCGCUGAGGGCCAAUAUCCUGUGGGAUAACCUGUUAGCAAUUGGCAAGCCACUUGGGAAAACAGUUCGUCUCAUUCAGAGGAUAGGCAAUGAAACCGUUAACCAAGAUGAGGUUCCCCCAGAAUCCAAGGAAGAGAUGUACUCUGAGUUGCAACCUCAGCAGGGUGAGUCACAUCCCACUGCCCUCUGCUUGGUUCUGUACGGACUGCCUCACCAAGCCAUCGUGUGAGCUAAACCCUGGAGUCUGUGGGGCCGCUACUCUGAGCUCUACCCUCUGAGGCUCCUCCCGACUCAGGUCCCUUUCCCCACCUUCUGGGGCUAAUCCCAGCUUUGACACACACAGCCUGAUGUCU